Cetraspora pellucida is the source of this 2835-nucleotide messenger RNA. Lineage: Eukaryota; Fungi; Glomeromycota; Glomeromycetes; Diversisporales; Gigasporaceae. The record is from the annotation of a GenBank genome assembly.
AUGUCCAAAAAAAUCUUUAAUUAUUUAUCAAUAUCAAUAUUACUGUUAUUAUUCAUUUUUGAAGCGGCUUUCCUAUUUCCGAAAGGAUUAGCUACGCAGUUUCCCAUUCUCCAAACUUCACAUAUCAUUAAAGAUCAUGUUAAGAUUAGAUUUUUAUCAAAAUCCUGGGAGCUUUUGGGUCCGUUCCCUACUGGAACACGUGAACAAGAUUUUGGUGCGGAUCCUUUAGAGGCCUAUGGUGGUUUCAGAAAUUUGAGCUUUUCUGAUACUCAAUCAUUCCCUUCUGAAUUGGCAGAUAAUGGGACAGUAAAAUGGUCAACUAUUGUGGAAAACAUUGACGGCUCUAUUGGUCCUUUACAUUUUAAAAAUUUGAGAUGGAAAUUUAAUAGAGAUCCAUUUGGAUGGGCAAUAAAUCAGUUCCAAAUGUGGGCAAGAGGAUAUUUUGAGCUUUUAAAUUCUGAUUUUAAGGACGAAUUAAAUUUAAUUCCGGUUUUAGUUCAAUGUCAAAACAUUGGUGAUUUUUAUGUGGACGAUCGAAGGCUCUUCGGUGAUGUGUAUGGAUAUAAGAAUUCAUGGCAUGUUCUAUAUCUUCGUUCUGGCAUGCAUGUUAUUAACGUUCGUCUGGUGAAUGAAAUCCGGAUCUUUGGUGGCCAAGUUCCUUCAAAUAUUCGAUUCCAAUGUUUUGUACGAAAAUUAGAAUUGCACCAAAUUGGUGCGAUGGUAUUAGAUAACACUAUAAUUGUUCCCGAUUUAGUGGACGGUUUCUUGGCUGGAAACUUUGCCAGUGUUGCAAUCCUGAAUACUCAAGAAAAAUCUUGGAUCACUGUUUCCAAGGUCAAUGUGAUAAAUAGCAACGUUAACAUGACUGCAUCACUAGUCAGUGGUAAUUCAAAAACCGGCAUUCGUAUUGCACCAUCUCAACAACGAAACAUCAAAAUAUAUCUAAGUAUUGAGUCACAAAUAUUCAGCGGGAUGCCAUUAUCAUUUCAAUUACAAUUUUUGGUUUCUUCUCGAACAGAAGACAAAAUUAUUUAUUGGACUAAAGUCACAAAUGUUAUUUCAAUAAAUAACAAAAAUUUUGGUGAUGCAUACAAAUUCACAUUCGAGGAUUUUGACACUACUGUACAGUAUGGUAGAUGUUUUGCAAUGGCAAUUCCUUCUUCGGAACCAUGCAAGCCUUAUAAGUGUCCUAUUUUAGUAGCUUUACAUGGUGCGGGAGUCGAAGCUGAUUCAGAAUUUUGGAUAACUGCCUACAAAAGACAAAAAAGCGCAUGGAUUCUUUUACCUACUGGAAGAACACCAUGGGGAUAUGAUUGGCAUGGUCCAAGCUUAAAGAAUACUCAAACUGCAAUAAUAACUUUGUCAAAAUUCAUGCCAGGUGUACCAAAGCAUCUAAAACCGUUUUUCUUACCAGAUUCUGACAGACUAUUCAUCUCUGGUCAUUCCAAUGGUGGUCAAGGCGCAUGGUUUUUUAUGUCUCACUUUCCUGAUUCUGUGAUUGCAGGCAAUCCGGCUGCCGCAUAUACUAAGAUUCAAAAAUAUGUACCAUAUUAUUGGAAUAGUGAAGCUCAUUUAGACCCCAUCCUUAAAGGAAUCCUUGAAUCAUCAAUUGCUGAAUAUAAUAACGAUCUGUAUACUACAAAUUUGGCAAGUACUGUUGGCAUUCCAAUAUUAGCAAGAGCUGGUUCAGAUGAUGAUAAUGUCCCACCUCUACAUUCUCGUAUGCUUGUCCGUCUUGUUAGCGAACAUUCUGGCGAUCCACAAGCCAUCAAACUUUCUGAAAUUCCUGGCCAAGGACAUUGGUUUGAUAAAGUUAUGGACGAUGAUGUUAUGCAAGAAUUCUAUGAUGAACAUUUGAAAUUCAAUUAUUUAAAUAAUAGUGAUUCAUGUCCAAAAGAAUUUACUAUAAUCUUAUUGAACCCCGCAAGUUUUGGUAGUAAAUGUGGAAUUCAUAUUGAACAAUUGCAAAUUCCUUUCAGAUUAGGUAAACUUCAUGUACGAAUUGAAAAAUAUCCCCAUGGUCGAACAGCAUGGCAUAUCAAAACCUCCAAUAUCCGUAGAUUUAAAUUUGUAAAUAGCAUAAAAGUUCAAGCUGAAUAUUUAAAUGCAGAACGAAUUAUAAUUGAUGGAAAGCCAUUUGACUUUAGUCAUAAUGGAAAAAAAUUUGACUUUAGUCAUGAUGGAAAACAACUUGAUAUUAGUCGUGUUUUAUUGUUUGGGCAUUUCAAACAAUAUAAGAACAAAUGGAAGUUUUGUAAGUUUUGUAAUGAUCAUUUAUGGUGCAAAAAAGAAAAACAUUCAGCAACUUAUGGUCCUGCAAUAGCAAUACUUGAAUCCAUACAACCACUAAAAAUAAUUAUUGGAACAAUUAAAAAGGAUAAUAUUGAUAAAUUCCUUGAAGUUGCUCAAGAAAUUGCACAUAGUUGGUACCUUUAUGGAAGAGGGGAUGCUGAAAUUUUUAUGGAUUCAGAGUUUAUAACAAAAGGAAAUAAAUUGGUGGAUAAUAUUAAAGGAAAUUUGGUCUUGUUGGGUGGUUCAUAUGAAAAUUAUGUAACACGUUUUUUAUUAAAAAGUAGAUUUAAUGAAGUAAAAUUUAAUAGAUACGGUUCUUUUAGUUUGAAACAUAAAACAUUUUCUGACUCUGGAUGUGCUGGUACUGAUCAUAAAGGUCUUGAUCAAGUCACUAAAUUAUUUCCAAAGAGGACUGGUGUUCCUAUUCCAGAUUGGAUAAUUGUGGGUCCAGAAUCUGCAUGGAAAGGUGCUGGUGGAUUGCUCGGUGCUGGAUUUUGGGAUAAUAAAUGGAAGUUUAAUGAUGCGAUUGGUUAUUUGGUAUAA